This is a messenger RNA of Limanda limanda (common dab), 1688 nucleotides long. It is a transcript of the gene sesn4, whose product is annotated as sestrin 4. Gene Ontology annotation, molecular function: L-leucine binding; oxidoreductase activity, acting on peroxide as acceptor. Gene Ontology annotation, cellular component: nucleus. The coding region runs from base 121 to 1464 and encodes 447 amino acids. The record is from RefSeq and is a predicted model, not a curated record. Lineage: Eukaryota; Metazoa; Chordata; Actinopteri; Pleuronectiformes; Pleuronectidae. Gene Ontology annotation, biological process: negative regulation of TORC1 signaling; regulation of response to reactive oxygen species; cellular response to leucine starvation. The transcript is spliced from 9 exons.
UCUCCGCCGGACUGACUGCGGCCAGCGGCGGCCUCUCUGCCUUUUGUUCGCCGGGGGGCUGGAAGCACCGAGGAGAGACUGACAGAGCCGCAUCCAUGCAACAGCGCACUUUGUAGUAAAAUGAUCAUCUGUACGAGUAAGAUGGAGAGAAGCCAGUUCCCCCUGAGAAGCCCGUGCCAGCGCGUCCACAAACAGGUGGUGGUGAACGGUGAGAAGGAGCGCGUGUCACUGCUGUUCAUGAAGGCUCUGGUCAGCAGGGGGAGCGUGGACGCGGUUUUCCAGCAGAUGGCCUCUCACCCUCAGUACUUGGAGAGCUUCCUGCGCACACAGCACUACAUCCUGCACAUGGACGGCCCUCUGCCGCUGCCAUACCGCCAUUACAUCGCCAUCAUGGCUGCUGCACGACAUCACUGCAACUACCUGGUGUACCUGCAUUCAGCUCAGUUCCUGAGGGUGGGCGGCGACCCUCUGUGGCUUCAGGGUCUGGAGGCAGCACCACCUCGCCUUCGCCUCCUUGCCCACAUCAACAAGGUGCUGGCCCACCAGCCCUGGCUCAUCGCCUGCUCACAUAUUCAGAAUCUGCUGAAGUCGGGCGAGCAGUGCUGGUCGCUGGCGGAGCUGGUGCAGGCCGUGGUGAUCCUGGCCCACUGCCACGCCCUCUGCAGUUUUGUGUUUGGAUGCGACACAGACUCAGACUUUGUCCCUCGCUCCAAAUCUCCUAACGGUACCCCGCCGACCUUCUGCCCCUUUGAUGCUGCCAACGGCAACACCAACGUGCCUCAGUCCCUCGCCACUCCCUCCGAACACAAAGCACGACGACGGUCUCUUGACUCCAGUUGCGACAUGGCUUGUCUAAAAGAGAGGAUCCAGAAGUCUCAGGAGGAGCGAGAGAAGAGAGAGGAGCGUCUGCUGCAGACCCAGACGCUCCAGCAAACAGACAUGGAAGAGGAGGAGGAGAUAAUAUGCUUUGCAGACCCGUCGCGGUUCAUCACAGACCCCAACUUCUGUUACGUGGAGUUUGCUCGGAGAGAGGAGGACCACUUCCAAGUAUUCAGAGUUCAGGACUAUUCAUGGGAGGACCACGGCUUCUCCUUAGUCAACAGAUUGUAUUCGGACAUCGGGCACCUCCUGGACGACAGAUUCAGGAGCGUGACCACUCUCCCCUCGUUGCACAGCUCCGACCUGAAGAGGGCGAUCUGGAAUUACAUCCACUGUGUGUUAGGAAUACGCUAUGACGAUUAUGACUAUGGGGAAGUGAACCAGCUGCUGGCACGGGAUUUAAAGCUGUACAUCAAGGCGGUGGCCUGUUUUCCGGACGCCACCAAAACUCCAGUGUGUCCUCUGAGUUGGGCUCUACUCAAAACUUCAGAAAGGAUACAUGUGAAUCUGCUCAUCAUGGAGGCGCGGCUGCAGGCGGAGCUGCUGUACGCUCUGAGAGCCAUCACUCAGUACAUGAUUGCCUAAGUGCUCGGAGAGGCACUAAGUCGAAACUCUUCACCGGUACCGAGACCCAGAGACGCGAGGAUGAAGUCUCAACGGGACGAGAGCGCCACUUGGAGGGACACAGCUCCGUUGUUUUGUAGCUGUGCCUCAUGAAUAUGCUUCUCUUUUCCUCAGAGUUAAUGUAUUUAUACCAUAGUGUGCCACAGUCCCCUCAUCCCCCCCCCCCCUUUCUGCAGACUCCUGUU